CUAUUCGGGGCCUUUGGCGGCUUCAGCUGACGUAGCUCAGAGGCCAGCUGCACUUCCGGAUUAAAGACAGACAGAAGCUGAGCUGUCUUGUGAGCGCUUCACAUCUGGCACCAUGUUGGAUAUCUUUAAUUCCAUUCCCACCCAGAUGGACUACAAGGGACAGAAGCUUGCAGAACAGAUAUUUCAAGGAAUCAUUCUCUUUUCUGCUAUUAUUGGGUUUAUCUACGGUUACAUCAUAGAACAGUUUGGCUGGACUGUGUAUAUAGUUAUAGCUGGAUUUGCUGUGUCCUGUCUGUUAACGCUUCCUCCAUGGCCAGUUUACCGUCGUCAUCCACUUAAAUGGUUGCCUGUCCAAGACUCUGCUUCAGAUGACAAGAAACAGUUGGAUAAAAAAUCCAAAAAGCACAAAUAAAUCCAUUGACCCUCAAAUGCAAUACAGCAGCAUUCCGCCCGGUGAUGGAAUAUGGACUUGACGCAGCAAUUUGUCUUGGUUGGAAAUGCUUUCUGCUAAGCAGAACGUUGUGCUAAUAUAUGUUACAUUACAGGUAUUGCCUGCAACUGUUAAAUAAAAUAAUUUUCUUGUA
Bombina bombina (fire-bellied toad) is the source of this 584-nucleotide messenger RNA. RefSeq names its product signal peptidase complex subunit 1 (gene SPCS1). Bases 113 to 412 code for a protein of 99 amino acids. The record is from RefSeq and is a predicted model, not a curated record. The transcript is spliced from 4 exons. Lineage: Eukaryota; Metazoa; Chordata; Amphibia; Anura; Bombinatoridae. Gene Ontology annotation, biological process: protein targeting to ER. Gene Ontology annotation, cellular component: endoplasmic reticulum membrane; signal peptidase complex.